Molecule: messenger RNA, 2731 nt
Organism: Brassica rapa (field mustard)
Lineage: Eukaryota; Viridiplantae; Streptophyta; Magnoliopsida; Brassicales; Brassicaceae
Product: glutathione S-transferase T3-like
Source: RefSeq, a predicted model, not a curated record
ACCAGAGAUCGAUCAGCCUCAUGUGAGUACUGUUGUCAGAGGAAGCGCUGGCUAUCUCAAUCCAGAAGACAACAGCUCACAGAGAAAUCAGACAUGUAUUUAUUAGGAGUCGUUAGCAGAUGUGUUGUGGAAUCUUGAUUAAUGAUUAUGCUUUGCAGCUAGAAGAAGCUGUCGUUGAUGGUGAUCAAGAAGAAGAUAACAGCACGAGCAAUUUUAGUGAGUUGCUUUUACGGUUCAGUGACUACUUAGAGCACCCGCAACCGUGGAUUUUGAUCAAUCCUUAGCCCAAAUCCGUUGGUUUAGGGUAUUAAAAAAAUAAUAUUUAUGCUUAAUGGAGGAAGGACUGGGCCGUCGCGAGGGUUUAGACGGAUCGAAUCCUUAGAGACGUGGCUUCUUCUGAGUGGGUGCGUGGGCUAUGCGUUUGGGUGGGGUCAAAAAAAAAAUUCAUUUUCCAUCGAAACCGAAAAAAAAAAAAGUAAAGGAGAGAAAGGCGAUUUACAGGCGAUCUCUCUCGAUCUCGCUCCCUCGGCUCCAGCUAAGGUUUACGAUAAUGGGACGAUACAGUUACAGCCAGCCAUCUUCAUCAUCAAACUCUCAAGACUUAAACUCCCUCCUUCAAGCCGAAGCAGAGAUGUACGCGGCUGAAGCUGAGAUAAGUCAGUGGAAUGCAGAGGCCAUUCACAACGAACCAUCACCAGAGGGUGAUGAUGGAAUCCCCAGGACAUGCUACUGUGGGUCGGAGCCUGUUCACGGUUAUGGACUAACUCCUAAAGAUCCAUACCGACGGUACAUUACGUGCCCCAAUGGUGAUGAUGGAGACUGCCACGUCUGGAAAUGGUGGGACGUGGCCGUCGAGGAGGAGAUGAGGGACAUUCAGACGGAGCUUAGUGAGCUUAAGGGUGAAGCCAAUGAGCGUGAGCAGAAGCUGCUCAUCCUUGAGAAGAGAAUAGGCGAGCUUACAAAGAAGAAACCAGGAGCUAAGCUAAUGGUCUUUACCAUAGUUUUAGUAGGGUUGGUGUUACUUAUAAAUGUGCUAGGAAAAAUUCUGAAGGAUUCAAAGGAGUGGGGCGUACCAGCCAUGUUUCUUUAACGAGGUAAUUUUUAAACUUUCUGGUGUUUUAACUAUUGAAAACUAUUAGUGGUGUUUUAGAAACCGGAAGGAAAAAUAGCUACAAAACUUAAGUUGCUAGCUACGGUUGCGGGUUUACUUAGUCAAAGAGUUAAUGAAACUCAAUUGCUUUCCACCCUAUGAGCUGGUUUGAUUUGAUGUGCUUUUAUUGGUGUAGAAUAGUUAAAAAACUUAAGUUGCUAGUAGCUACCAUUGUACUUUACUUAGUAGAAUAGUUAAUGAAACUCAACUGCUGUGGUGUGAUUGCUUUUAAUUAGUUAAGUGAUAGAAGGCUUAUUAAUAAGCCUUCUGUGUCGCUAGUAGAGUGUCACAGAGAAGCAAUUGAAACCAUGGCUAAUAACUCACAAAGUUUUACUAGCUUUCUCCUUAGUCAAAAUACAGUUGACCUUGAUUCACCAGAACCUUUUUGGUUCGGUAGUCAAGGUCCUGAUGUGUCUGGUAGCGAGGUUCCUGUUGCGUCUCCUGUGCUGUCUGGUACCGACGUUGGUGCUAAGUCUGGUGUGAAUUCUAACCCUGAGAGGAGGAAAUGGACUCUAGCAGAGGAUAAAAUCCUUAUUGGUGCUUGGCUAAACACCAGUAAGGACCCUGUGGUGAGCAACGAGCAGAAAGCCGGUGCUUUCUGGUUUCGUAUAGUUGAGUACUACAACGCCAGUCCCCUCCUCGCUGGGACAGUACGGAGAGAACUAAUGUCUUGCAAGCAGAGGUGGGCAAGGAUAAACGGCGACGUUGCCAAGUUUGCUGGCUCCUAUGAUGCGGCUCUGAGGGAGCAGAGAAGUGGGCAAAACGAUGAUGAUGUGAUGAAAACGGCGUUAGACAUUUUCUUCAAAACGUUUGGCUACAAGUUCGCCAUGGAUCACUGCUGGAGGGAGCUGAGGCACGACCAGAAAUGGUGCUCCUUAUAUCCGGCAAAGGAGAAGCGCAAACAAGCUGUGGAGGUGGAUACAGAAGAAGAGCAGUUUGUCGAUCCAGAGGUUAGACCACCAGGAGUAAAGGCUGCGAAAGCUGGUAAGAAGAAGAAGAGUGGCAGGGAGGAGGAGUUGUCGCAGCUACAGGGGGUUUUAGAAAUUAAACAAAAACUGUCGAAACAGAAGCUUCUUGAUCGUUUACUCGCAAAAGCAGAACCUCUCUCUGAAAUGGAAAUCAGUCUUAAGCUCAAGCUAAUGUCAGAAAUGUUAUGAUCUUUUAUUAAUCUUGCUUUUUAGGUAUUAUAACUAUUUAGUGUACUUGAUCACUGUGUUAUUUGAUCGAAAUUGAUAUUUUUAAAAAUGCUUACUAACUCUUGUCACUCUGUUUUGACAGGUUGACGCAUGUGGGAAGGAGUCACGGGUGCAUUUGGUCUGUAGCUCUUGUGGGAAGGAGUCACGGGUGUUGCAGGAGCCACGGGUGUUGUAGGAGUCACGGAUGACUCUGUUUCCUUUAGUAUAAGUAGUAGUGUUGUAGUUGUUUCUGAGAGUUUGUAUUAAUCAACUCUCUUUGUUUUCCUCGGAGCUGUUCUUAUCUACCACUGCACUGAAGUUUAGGUAAUCUACUCUAUUUGUUUUCAAACUUGGAAAAAACGUGUAUCCUCUAGUAUUUGAAUGAUUGUCUGAUGUUCUUAUCAAA